AUGGACAUGAUGAAUGAUGAUACAGAAGCAGUUAGACUGCAAACUUUGCAGGCACUGUUUGAUAUGGCAACAUAUGGAUGUUUGAGCAUGCAGGAGAAGCACAUGCACAUGUUCCUUGGCAUAUUGAUGGAUGCCAAUGUUGUAGUUCGAAAUGCAGCACGCAAGAUCCUAGGGCCAGUGAAUCUGCCUAAACUUCAAAUGUUUAAAUCUGCACUUGAUGGUCUCAUUGCAGGUCCGAAGAAAAAUCCGGAGGAUCAAGAUAUAUAUGUCGUUCUGUUUUCCAUUGGCAAGAAUCAUGGGAGCUUUUCAGCCAAUAUAGCCAAACAUUUAGCCAAAGAGGUGUUUCUCCAUUGCUUACUUCCAAUUUUGUCUACAUGCUAA
Triticum turgidum subsp. durum (durum wheat) is the source of this 381-nucleotide messenger RNA. The record is from the annotation of a GenBank genome assembly. Lineage: Eukaryota; Viridiplantae; Streptophyta; Magnoliopsida; Poales; Poaceae.